AUGGGCUUUAACAGAGGAGGAAAUUACAAAAAGAGAAAUGAAGUUACGGUCCCUUCUGAUGGCAAUUCUACUACGAGGCUUAGAUUCCCAUUUAGGCUGAGAUCUGUUCCGAGUGGUAUUGGUUGGAAGGUGGUGGUUAAAUGUGGGAUGCAUAAUCAUAGACUAGAUAAGGAUUUAGUAGGUCGUGACAUCUUGGGUCAUCUAAAAGAUGAUGAAAGAAAGUUUGUGAAUGACAUGACGAAGUACAAUAUGGCACCAGGGUACUGGCUACCACUGCUUGAGAUUGUUGGUGUUACAUCAACAAAAUUGAUGUUUUCAGUUGCUUUUGCAUAUUUGGAACACGAAAAGAAGGAGAACUUCACAUGGGCACUAAAGAAGCUUAAAGAGUUGUUUUAUUAUGAGAACUUACUACCAGAUAUCAUGGUGACGGACCGAGAGCUUGCAUUAAUGAAUGCCAUUGAUUUUGUGUAUCCAAAUGUGUCUCAUUUGUUGUGUACGUUUCAUAUUUCAAAAAACGUUAGCAUAAAAUGUAAAGAGUAUGUGAAAUCAGAAAAACAAGAACAUGUCAUGGAUCAAUGGAACAACAUGAUGUAUUCAAAUAUAGAAGACGAAUUUGAUGUACAUCUGAACCACUUCGAGAGUGUAUGUGGUGAUAUUCCAUCAUUUGUCAAGUAUGUGAAAGAAACAUGGUUAACACCAUAUAAAGAAAGAUUUGUUGCUGCAUGGACUAACAAAGUCACUCAUUUAGGGAACACAACAACAAACAGGGUGGAGUCUGCACAUUGGAGACCGAAGAACAUGUUGACUACAAGUCGUGGUGAUUUAUGUGCAAGCUGGGAUGCUGUGAACACAAUGUUGAAGUUGCAGCUGGGUUCCAUAAGAGCGUCAUUUCAAAAGUAUUGUCAAUAUUGA
Vicia villosa (hairy vetch) is the source of this 912-nucleotide messenger RNA. RefSeq lists its product as uncharacterized. Lineage: Eukaryota; Viridiplantae; Streptophyta; Magnoliopsida; Fabales; Fabaceae. Gene Ontology annotation, biological process: regulation of DNA-templated transcription. The transcript is spliced from 3 exons. The record is from RefSeq and is a predicted model, not a curated record. The coding region runs from base 1 to 912 and encodes 303 amino acids.